This is a messenger RNA of Cryptotermes secundus, 2241 nucleotides long. Its product is annotated as ATP-dependent RNA helicase DDX24. Gene Ontology annotation, molecular function: nucleic acid binding; ATP binding; RNA helicase activity. The record is from RefSeq and is a predicted model, not a curated record. Bases 76 to 2223 code for a protein of 715 amino acids. Gene Ontology annotation, cellular component: nucleolus. The transcript has 10 exons. NCBI's taxonomy places the organism in Eukaryota, Metazoa, Arthropoda, Insecta, Blattodea, Kalotermitidae.
UCCGUGGUGUUACACGCGCUCUACUCCGUGUACUGCGUUUGUUAUGCCGUGUGAUUUGAUGUCUGUGUUACCGACAUGGGCAGGAAAGGAAAGUGUGGUAGUUGGAAACCUGUGCAGUUGACUGAAAACUUAAUAUCGAAAGGAGUUGAAGGAUUAGUUGGAAUAGAGGAAUUAACAGAUUAUAAAUUGGUUAAAGACUAUGGCGCAAAGAGUAUUCGCAAGCAAACACCUGGCAAGCACGUCAAUGCUCUGACCUCAGAUGGGGACAUUCAGCGCAGAAGCACCAAACGGAAAAAAGAUUUUGGACAGCCGUCUUCUAAAAGGAGAAAAGUCAACUGUAGAAGGAAACAGCAGAUAAGGACUGUGCUUGAGAAGCCAAAAGAAGUGCCUGAAGUCAAUAAGGAUGAAACAGAAUCAUCAGAUACUGAUGAUGCUGAGAGGAAGAGCAUGUCAUCAGAACUUCUGGAGAGCAAAAUGUCUGCUUGGCAUGGAGUGGGCAUUAUGAGUCCUAUACUGAGGGCACUGGAAGAACAAGGGUUUGUGGAGCCCACGGAAAUUCAGGCCAAGACUCUGCCGGCUGCCGUGUUGGGCCGCAGGGAUAUCCUCGGUGCUGCUGAAACUGGCAGUGGGAAAACUCUCGCGUUUGGGAUCCCAAUUCUACACAGAAUUCUCGAAGACAGGGGCCAAAGUGCAGGUAGAUACAACCUUGUUCAUGCAAAGAGGACAAUAGAGGCUGAGCCAUGUCAGAGCGAAAAUGAGUAUGAAGAGCAUGAGGAUGAGAACAGCAGGGAAAUGGUGGGUCUUGGCUGCGUCCAAGUUAUGAAGGAUGUCUCACCCCACAACACUCCAGGCUGUUCACAGUCAAAGCUUUAUGCCCUGGUGUUAACCCCCACAAGGGAGCUCGCAAUGCAAGUUCAUAAACAUCUUACAGCUGCUGCUAGAUACACUGGCAUUAAGAUAGCUGUAGUGGUUGGUGGCAUGGCACCCCAGAAGCAGGAACGCUUGCUUAGCCGCGGACCAGAAAUCGUAGUCGCAACUCCUGGACGACUUUGGGAGCUCAUACAGGAUGGUAAUCCUCACCUGGCUCAAGUUAGCAAUAUCAGGUGUCUUGCUAUCGACGAGACAGACCGUAUGCUGGAGAGGGGCCACUUUCAGGAGUUGCAUAACUUGCUGGAGCUCCUGAAUGUCGACGAAGGCAAGAAGCGGCAGCGGCAGAACUUUGUGUUUUCUGCCACUCUGACUAUGGUGCAUGAACCGCCCAGGCGUCUGAAGAGCCGGAACAAGAAGCUCAGACUCACACCGGGGCAGAAGCUGCAGAACAUCAUGACGAUGCUCGGUGUCACAAACCCUAAAGUGGUUGAUGUUACAAAGGAAUCUGGAACAGCCGGUACAUUGACGGAAGCUCGUAUCGUGUGUGCCCUUGAGGAGAAGGACGUUUAUCUCUAUUACUUCAUCCAGCAACACCCAGGACGAACACUCAUCUUCUGCAACAGCAUCAGCUGCGUGCGCCGACUGGCGCAGCUUCUCUCUCUGCUCCAGUGCCGACCGCUGCCACUUCAUGCCAACAUGAUGCAGAGACAGAGACUCAAGAACCUGGAUCGCUUCCGAGACAAUUCCCGCGGCUUGCUGCUUGCAACAGACGUGGCUGCACGGGGACUGGAUAUCCCUGGCGUGCAGCAUGUUAUUCAUUACCAGGUCCCUCGUACUUCAGAGACCUAUGUGCAUCGCAGUGGGCGUACAGCUCGUGCACAGAAGGAGGGCCUCACGCUGCUGCUUAUAGAGCCAACAGAAGUUCCCCACUACACACGUCUCUGCCGCACACUUGGAAGAACAAAGGAUUUGCCGCUGUUCCCUAUAUCAAGCAGCCUCUUAGCAGCUGCAAAGCAGCGUGUUACUCUGGCACAGGAGCUUGAUCGGCUUGAACUGGCUACUCGGAAGUCAAGUACUGAAACUGGGUGGUUCCGAAAAGCCCUAACAGAAAUGGAUAUGCUGGUGGAUGAUGAAGACUUACCACGGCAGAUGGAUGAUGAUGAAAGCAACAAACUGAGGAGACUGGCCUCCGUGAAGCGCAAACAACUUGGAGCCCUUUUGUGUAGUCAUCGUCAACAUGGUGACAUGAGUAACGCUGUGAAUGUGGCAAAAUCUGCCGUUGACAUCAGGGCCAAACCUCAGAAAAACAGGCACAACCUGUUCCUCAAGAACAGGAGGAAAAAUAAAGAGUAAAUCACAUAUUGCAAGUCA